Osmia bicornis bicornis is the source of this 855-nucleotide messenger RNA. Its product is annotated as proteasome subunit beta type-2-like. Gene Ontology annotation, biological process: proteasomal protein catabolic process. The coding region runs from base 143 to 766 and encodes 207 amino acids. Gene Ontology annotation, cellular component: nucleus; cytosol; proteasome core complex. Gene Ontology annotation, molecular function: peptidase activity. The record is from RefSeq and is a predicted model, not a curated record. Lineage: Eukaryota; Metazoa; Arthropoda; Insecta; Hymenoptera; Megachilidae. The transcript is spliced from 3 exons.
GCCAUAGAGUAUAUAAAAGAUUGAUGCUUAACAUUGCUAUAGUCACUGUAAAUUUAACCUCACAAUUCGUGACAGGCAAUUUUCAGUGUUAUUUGCGAGUGUAUACUUCUAGUGGAGUUGGUUAAAACAAUCGUUUGUCAAAAUGGAAUGUUUAAUCGGAAUUCAAUUUAAAGAUUUCGUGUUAGUUGCAGCCGAUAUGACUACAGCUCAAUCCAUUAUGGUUAUGAAAAGCGAUGAACAAAAAAUUCAUAAAAUGUCUGACAAGCUUAUCAUGGCAGUCUCUGGAGAGGCCGGUGACACUACACAAUUCUCAGAAUACAUAGGAAAAAAUAUACAACUUUACAAAAUGAGAAAUGGCUAUGAGUUAUCACCAAAAGCUGCUGCCUCCUUUACAAGAAGAAAUUUGGCUGAUUAUCUUAGAAGCAGAACACCAUAUUUUGUAAAUUUGUUAAUGGCAGGAUAUGAUAACAACAAUGGACCAGAAUUAUAUUUCAUUGAUUAUUUAGCAUCAUGCGUCCGAGUGCCUUAUGCAGCACAUGGUUAUGGGGGAUUUUUCUCUCUUUCCAUUUUAGAUAGAUACCACAAAUAUGAUUCAACAGAAGAGGAAGCUUAUAUACUAAUGAAAAAAUGUGUCAGAGAAAUACAUAAACGAUUAAUAGUUAAUCUUCCGAAUUUCAAGGUACAAAAGGUAUCUAAAGAUGGCAUAAAAGAUUUGGAACCCAUUACAGCAAAAGUUUUGGCAGUAGAAGAUGCUGAAAGAGCAUAAGUAACUAUUUCUGUUCAUUUUAUUUGUAAUAUUAUGUUUACAGCUAAAAGGAUAAAUAUAUUAAAAUAAAAUGUGGUCAAUAACGUGUA